AUGCAGACCCUCACCCAUUUAGAGAUUUUUACACAGCUGCAGCUCGGCAUCCACCCAUCCCUGAGUACGCAGCGCCUCUUCAUUCAGCAGCAUUUUGAAGAGGAAAUGGAUCGCCGCGGCAUCACAGAGGCGAAACUGCUAGCGAUGGACGGGCGUCUUUGCACGCGUCUUCUUCGGCAGCUCCUGUUUGAGCGGUACCUUUCUGUUCCCUUCCGCCUUUUCACAUUCGAUUUGGAGUUUACAGGCCCACCUGUCUUUGGGCCGGAGGGCCCGACAGAAGACAUCAUUGAGUUCGGCUUCUACUCCCCUGCCCACGACAAGGUGUUUUCGUGCCUGGUGCAGCCCAGCAGCGGGCGCCGCAUAUUGCCGGAGGUGACGACCUUGACACACAUCACACAGGACAUGCUGGAGAAGAAGGGUCUGCCGUUUCCAGAGGCAUGGUCAAAGGUGAUGGAGUUUCUCAUGACGCCAGAGCCGCAGGAGCUCCCUGAUGCGGGGCAGCGGCUUCUUGUACUGAGCCACGGCGGGAAAUUGGCGGAUGUUUCCCUCAUAAAGUGGACGCUGGAGUCGCAUGGCUUGACGUUGCCAUCCACACUGGUCUUCGGUGACACCUUCCACCUGAUCCGUGAUGCCCACCGUCGCCGUCCAGUGACACUGGACAAACACCCGCCUUCGUGGGGAUUGGCGGAUCUCGUGCAGUGGCUGAAGAUACCACCAACACUACCCGCACACCGUGCCGGCAACGAUGCAAAAAUGACGUGGGAUGCGCUGUACCACACGCUGGAGCGCUACGGUGAUGAGGACCUCACCCCACGUGAGCAGCUCGUUUCACGCUUCUUUGACGUUGAGGCGAAAGAGGCAAUGAAACGGGAUGAGCACGGGCAUCAAGCUGGCGCUGACGGCACACUGGUAGCGGACGGCGACGUCGCGGAGGCAUCCAUGAGUGCGUCGCUGGACCUCGAUUUUGACGAGAUCUUCACUCAGGAGAAGCGGAAAAAAACCGCCUCUGACGACUCUUCUUCACGGGCUGUGAAGGCACUGUCUGAGGACACAUUGAAUGAGGAUGAAAGGAACGACAGACUUCGCGCGCAUGGGGUGGAGGAACACGCCCCAGUGGCUGAGUUUGUGAUUUGA
Molecule: messenger RNA, 1134 nt
Organism: Trypanosoma grayi
Lineage: Eukaryota; Euglenozoa; Kinetoplastea; Trypanosomatida; Trypanosomatidae
Exons: 1
Coding region: 1-1134 (377 amino acids)
Biological process (GO): DNA catabolic process
Cellular component (GO): cytoplasm
Molecular function (GO): 3'-5'-DNA exonuclease activity; nucleic acid binding
Source: RefSeq, a predicted model, not a curated record